Messenger RNA from Solea senegalensis (Senegalese sole), 4628 nucleotides. Its product is annotated as cytoplasmic phosphatidylinositol transfer protein 1-like. Bases 292 to 1119 code for a protein of 275 amino acids. NCBI's taxonomy places the organism in Eukaryota, Metazoa, Chordata, Actinopteri, Pleuronectiformes, Soleidae. The record is from RefSeq and is a predicted model, not a curated record. Gene Ontology annotation, cellular component: cytoplasm. The transcript is spliced from 10 exons. Gene Ontology annotation, biological process: phospholipid transport. Gene Ontology annotation, molecular function: phosphatidylinositol binding; phosphatidylinositol transfer activity.
ACGUGUCAGUGUGAUAGGAGGGACAGUCCUGAACCGAGCUCAUAUCUGAUCUGUCGUUCGCCACCGCAGAGAGAGAGAGAGAGAGAGUGUUUAUGUGUCCGCUGGUUCUGAUGAACGAAGUCAGCCGUGACGCGGAGUGUGUUUCUUAACCCGGGAUAACCAUCCUCCCACAUGCGCUGACACGUCUCCAGAUAUUACACACAUCCCGUCGGGCGGCAGAGGGAGCAUUUACUGGGGCUGCGUUGACACACUGUGCAACUCACACACACACUCACAGCAAAGAGGGGGAAGAUGUUAAUGAAGGAGUACAGGAUAUGCAUGCCACUCACGGUGGAGGAGUACCGGAUUGGACAGCUGUACAUGAUCAGUAAACAUAGCCAUGAGCAGAGCGAUCGAGGGGAAGGGGUGGAGGUCGUCCAGAACAUACCAUUCGAGGACCCGACACACGGCCAAGGACAGUUCACAGAGAAACGAGUCUACCUCAACAGUAAAUUACCCACCUGGGCUCGAGCAGUGGUUCCCAAAAUCUUCUACGUGACAGAGAAAGCGUGGAACUACUACCCUUACACCAUAACAGAAUAUACUUGCUCAUUCCUGCCGAAGUUUUCCAUCCACAUAGAGACAAAAUAUGAGGACAAUAAAGGAUGCAAUGACAAUAUCUUCGACACAGAGCUGAAGGAUCAGGAGAGGGAGGUGUGCUUUGUAGACAUCGCCUACGAUGAGAUCCCUGAGCGCUACUAUAAAGAGUCUGAGGACUUGCGGUAUUUCAAAUCAGAGAAGACGUCACGGGGGAUCCUUCAGGAGGGCUGGAGAGACACCCACAACCCCAUCAUGUGCUCGUACAAACUGGUCACUGUCAAGUUUGAGGUGUGGGGUCUGCAGACAAGAGUGGAGCAAUUUGUUCACAAGGUGAUUCGUGAUGUGCUGCUGCUGGGACACAGACAAGCGUUUGCAUGGGUGGAUGAAUGGAUUGAUAUGACUUUGGAUGAUGUGCGGGAUUACGAGAAAUCAAUGCAUGAGAAAACCAACAUUAAGGUUUGCCUUGAGGGGCAAGAACAUUCCACAACAAACUCAUCUUCACUGGAUGACAUAGAGAUCCAUGACAAAGGAAGUACAUGACAAUGGAUGAAGUGAGAGAGUUUGAGCGGACCAUACAGGAGGCCACCAACCAGAAGAUCGGGAUGUUCCCCCCGUCCAUCUCCAUCAGUGAGACACCCUUGUCCUCCUUUGCCCUCAAUGGCCCUGCCAGCGCCCCCUCUACCCCCAUGUGCACUGAUGCACCCGAGUCCCUCUCUGUCCCCAAGGACCGUCCCCGCAAAAAGUCUGCUCCGGAAACCCUGACCCUUCCUGAACCUGUUCCAAGUGGCGCUCCUCAGGGCUCUGCUUUGAGCCCGCGACCCGUGUCAAACCACAUCCAAACAUCCACACCACCUUCCUCCAACUCUGACCUUGCUGAGAUAGAUGAACAGUAAACGGAGCCUUGGGACACCAUUACACCCCAGCUUAUCCCACUCAACCCCACUGUCUUAGGAGCCAAUGACAAACCUCCAAACACCAGUGCCCAAACAUUCAAGUUUGCCAGACAUAGCCAGUGAUUUUUCAUAAUCUUGAGUAUAGAAAUCCUAAUCCGUUUAGUUGAUACCGUCCGGGCAGCUGUAGUUUCAGCCACUAUGACACGUUGAGUAAGCUAUCGUAACGGACCACCUAUGAUGUCUAAUCAAAACAAAGACCAUCUGAUAUUAUUUUGGGUGAGUGGCUGUACCUUAUGUUAUAUGAAGUGAAUUUUCAUCAUUUCCUCAGUUAUGUUUCUCCAAUGAAAUGAGCUGAUUGCUUUUGUGCUAUCGAACUAUGAAGUAGUUGCCUUAGCACCACUGGGCCAGUGGUGUUUAUGAGUUUGACAGUGUGUGCAAAUGAACGACACACAUUGGAAACUAAAAGUGACAUAAAUGACACAGACUAGCACAGUAGACCUAUUAUGUUAAACUAGAAAGCCAAGUGCCCUCAUGAAUCUACUGUGUCCAGAGGCAUUCAAAGUGGCCUGUGGAUCAGACUGUCGUAAUCAUUUUCCAUCCCAAACUCAGAAUAUACUUGAGAUGCAAGAUCAGUACAAUCAGUACAAUCAGUACAUAGAUUUUGAGAGAUUUUACACCUCAGGUCUCCCGGACUCUACCUGGCUCACACUCCAAAAGCAGGGAUAAUACUGUUCUCUCCCUGCUUAUUGCCAAACAGCCGCCUUUUAUACCUCCACAAAUAUUACAAUACAAAUAUUGUAUGACUAUAUUAAUCUACUUAACUGUUAGAAUGUUUACACAUUAUUAUCCUUGAAGCAUUUGCAUAUAAGCAGUAACAUUUAAGUCAAACUGAUAUUAAAUCUGCGUGCAUGGUUUUGGCAUGACUGGUAAAUAGUUCUAAAAUUUCUUAAAACUCCGGUUUUAAUACUGCAUAUAUCUUACUCUUGACGAACUUGACUUGAGUGGUCAGGGUACUAAAGAAAACUCAUGUUGCCUGAAGUUAAUGCUGGACACGUCAUGUGACAUAAAUGUGAUCCAAUUUUGUUCAAUCACUUCAAUCACAUAAACGUCACGUGUAGGAAUAAGGCCAUCGUAGUGCACAGUGGAGGUGACAAAAACCCGACGGCUAAUUUGAGAAGGAGGGCACAUGCGUCAAGCUGACUUGACUGUGUGCUAUGUUAGCUACAUAGCAUUUGCAGGAUUGCUGAUAUUUUUUUUUAUUUUAUUUUUUUUAAAUGAGAACAUUCUUUGCAGUGUACUCGUAUACUUUCUACCAUGGAGCCUAAAGGAGAAACAAAUCAUGGUGACAGAACGUAGUUUGGAUGGAAAACUCCUCUUUUUUCCCCAUUCAACAAUGAUUCAAAGAAAGGGUUUCUAUAUGCUGCAUGGAAUGAUCAUAACAUAUAUACAUAUUAUGGUAAGUAUAUAUGUAUAUAGACUAUAAAUGGCUGGAUUGGUACAGUUUAUUUAGUAACUGUUUGAAAGUAGUGAAGCUCUGUACUAAUUUUGUUUCAUUUAAAAAGGAGAUUUUGAGUGAAAUGUAAGCAUGCCCAGAGAAUAUGCUGUAGGCCGACAGACUCUUUCAACUCAGUGCCUCUGCAUCCAUCAACUGUAUUGUCAUCUCCAUAUGUGUCAACUAAAAUCUCGUAUAUUUCAGCGAAACACGAAACUCCAUCACAUUAACUUUUGUCUGUUUUCUAGCUCAAACGUGGCAAAUUAACCUAUUAUUAAAAGUGGGCGACAGCCACACAAACAGCCUAACUGCAACGUGAAUCAGAUCAAAAACAAUCAUAUCAAACAAUGUCAUCAGACUUUCAAGUAACAGGGCUAACUUGAUAUUACUUUUUAAGGAAACGCGUCAUUUUAUGUUCUACUAUUCAGGCCAGUUACUUCUAACUUUACCGCGCAAAUGCAUUUUGCACUUUUCCGUCUUUGACACUUUAUUUGACAAUGAAGGAAUGUGUUACAUUGCAGUCUUGUUGGGUUUGGUGGACCAAAGUUCUGUAAUACAGCAUCGUGAUUUGAAGAGAGCAGGUCAGAGAAAGUGGCCUCACUGGUCUUGCCAUAAAAUAUUGUUAAUAUGUACAGUUUCUCACUUGCCUUUUGUUAAAAAAAAUAAUAAAAAUAAUUACUAAAAGAACUGUAGCUAUUUAUCUGUAACUGUAGCUUUGUGUUUGCCUUUUUUAGGAUAGAAAUGUUGUCUACCAGCAUGUGGCCCACUGUAUUGAUCUAUUAUUUAUAGAUUAUACACAAUAAUGACUCUGGUAUUGACCAUCUCUCUUGUCAGGAACACAGAGAUCCAGGGAUAGGUUUGAUCUCCCAUGGGCUUCUGAAAAUAAUACAAAAUGUUAAAUUGUGUAACAUUAAGCUCUGCUCUGUUUAAUAGAGUAACAUAAGGUAUUGUAAAUACUGUUAUUGAUAUCUAAUAGAGUAGGUUUCUUGGAUGUGGACUUCAACAGAGAAGGAUAUUAUUUAGUGCGGCAUCUUCACGGACACAAUUUAAAGGUUUGUUUUACUUCAGGAGCAAUGCGAGAACGUAUCUAUGACAUUGUCAUUAUUGAAAAUACUGAAAUCAGUUCAUUUUCCUUUUUCCCCCCAAUCGAGUCUCAAGACUCCUCAGUGUAGUGGCAUACUUUUGACUCCAUUUGCUUCGGUACCUUUGCAAGGCAAAAAUUAUUUGUACACAUUCUAAAACAAAAUGAAGCUUUUCUUUUCAGUUGGGUGGCUGCUUUGACGUUUACUUGCCAUAUUAAGUAAAAGGUAUUUGGCCUUUUUGUUGUUUCUUUUCUUGUAGUAAACCUGCUGUACUUUGAUUUUGUAUUCCCCCUUUCCGCCCCGAUGCAUUGGGCCAGGCUGUCAUGCUGUCUUCUGAUAACUGGUGCCUUCCAUCCAGGAUGGCUGAGUUAGCUGGAGAACUGGUUGUGAUUUUUGAUUGUUCCUCUUUUUUUCCAUAAUCCUGUUUUGAUGGGCUUCUGGACGUUGCUCUUAGUUCUUCCACUUUUAACUAUUGUUGUAUUUGUUAUAUUUUUAUUGCCCUCUGAGGUGAAUUAGACUCUUUGUUGUAAUUAUUGUUUCUUUUUUCUGAAAUAGACAAUUAAACUUUACUAGUUAUUGGAA